UCCUCUCCUCAUCAUUACCAACGCAUUCUCUCUUCUCCUCUCUCAUAUUAACAUUUCAUCGAACAUCUUCCGAUCACUGCAACUCUAAUGGAAAUCUCAUCAUUUCUACACCUCGACGACUACGCUUUCGCCACAGAUUCGGAUCCUAGCUUCAUCUCCUUCUCCAACGCCAAGAAGCGCCCCAGAUUCGACAACGAUUCGUCGCUCGAAGACGUGCUAACCAAUCUGCUCGCGUUCGACGCCGCCGUCGUCCAAGAUAAACCCUCGGAAAACGCCUAUUUCUCAUCAGCCCCACCGCAGCAUACCUCAUUCAUGAUGAAUUCCACUUCCAAUUACAACCAAUCAACAACCCCCAAUUCCUCCCCCUCCAGAGCCUCCCCACAGCCCAAGCGCCCCCGCGCCGAAUCCAGCCCCAUCUCCGACGAUUCGAGCGUCGCCGGCGCCGGCGGCCGCCGCCUCUGGGUGAAGAGCCGGUCGAAGGCGUGGUGGGAGCAGGUGGACAGCCCUAAUUACCCCGAGGAAGAGUUCAAAAAGGAUUUCCGAAUGAGCAAAGCCACCUUCGACAUGAUCUGCGACGAGCUCGAGCCCGCCGUGAACAAAAAGGACACAAUGCUCCGCUCCGCCAUCCCCGUCCGCCAGCGCGUCGCCGUCUGCAUCUGGCGCCUGGCCACCGGCGAGGCCCUCCGCGAGGUGUCGAAGCGGUUCGGCCUCGGCAUCUCCACCUGCCACAAAUUAGUCCUCGAGGUCUGCACCGCCAUCCGAACCGUCCUCAUGCCCAAAUUCAUCCAAUGGCCCGACGAGAAGAGACUCCACCAAAUCAAAACCGAAUUCGAGCUCUUCUCCGGCAUCCCCAACAUCGGCGGCUCCAUCUACACCACCCACAUUCCCAUCAUCGCCCCCAAAGAAAGAGCCGCCGCCUACUUCAACAAGCGCCACACCGAGCGCAACCAGAAAACAUCCUAUUCCGUCACGGUUCAAGGCGUUGUCGAUCAGAAGGGCGUCCUCACCGACAUCUCCAUCGGGUAUCCCGGCUCAAUGAGCGACGAUCAGGUCCUCGAGAAGUCGUCCCUCUCGCAGCGCGCGAGCAGGGGAGCUCUGAAGAACACGUGGAUCGCGGGGAAUAACAGCUUGCCAUUGACGGAGUGGGUGCUGGUGCCGUAUAGCCACCAGAACCUGACGUGGGCGCAGCACGCGUACAACGAGAAGAUGGGGGAGGUGCAGCGGGUGGCGAGCGAGUCGUUCAUGCGGCUCAAGGGGAGGUGGAGCUGCCUAAGGAAGAGGACGGAGAUGAAGCUGCAGGAUCUGCCGGUUGUGCUGGGAGCUUGCUGCGUUUUGCAUAACAUUUGCGAGAUGAGGGGCGAGGGCUUGAGUCCGGAGCUCAAGUUCGAGCUGUUUGACGAUGAGAUGGCGAUCGAGAAUGGCGUGAGGUCCGUCAAUGCGUUGCACACAAGAGAUCAGAUUGCGCACAAGCUCUUGCAUCAUGAGGCUGCUGCAACUGCUUUCCUCUUGUAGUUGUUAAACACUACUAGGGAAUUAAGUUUUUUAUUUAUUUAUUAUUAUUGUACAUUCAAUUGAGCAAUUGUCAAUCAAUACACAAACACUAAAUUUACUGAUUUA
This is a messenger RNA of Salvia hispanica, 1617 nucleotides long. RefSeq names its product protein ANTAGONIST OF LIKE HETEROCHROMATIN PROTEIN 1-like. The record is from RefSeq and is a predicted model, not a curated record. NCBI's taxonomy places the organism in Eukaryota, Viridiplantae, Streptophyta, Magnoliopsida, Lamiales, Lamiaceae.